This is a messenger RNA of Gryllus bimaculatus (two-spotted cricket), 4365 nucleotides long. The record is from the annotation of a GenBank genome assembly. NCBI's taxonomy places the organism in Eukaryota, Metazoa, Arthropoda, Insecta, Orthoptera, Gryllidae.
UCCAGCGCUCCUAUUAGCAGAAUUGAGAAUUAUAAGAAAUUUGUGUACGUAAAAAUGGCGACUUCCAAGUGUUGCCGGUAGUCACCAGCGGUCAUAACCGGAAAGUAUAGGGCGAGAGACGUGGGCUUUUUUGGAAUGUUGUUGACAUAUUAUUAUCAUUAAUGUUCGAAAUAUCAAUGUGAACUGUUUCGAUGAAUGUUGCAUGUGAUGUCUACUUAAUGGAAUAGUUCAGACGUAAAAUGGGGUUAAAGGAUACGUAGUCAAAUACUUCAUAAUUAGGAUAUCUUACCAGUCAUAAUCAUCAUGCAUUUCAAAACGUUUGUUUCACCUCGAGUGUUUCGGGCUAUACAGAACGUAGACAUUGAUGAUUUGACAAGAUGUACGGCAAAAGAAAUAAGACCAAUUUUACCAUGUUUAGUGCGGAUGAGCUUGAUUUCACCUCUAGAUAACACUAGAGAAUGUGCAGAAGGCAGGAAAGAAAUUCUUACAUUGUUAUCUGGAAUUGAGUUGGUGAAUUCAAUUGUUGCACUUCUAUCAAUUGACUUCCAUCAGCUGGAAAAUGAUGUCAAAAAAGAACAGCAGUUGAGGCAGAAAUUGGGAAGUUCACAUACCGACAGUAUUCUUUUACAAUCUGCUCCAAGUAGUUUGGCUUUAGAAUUUGAGCGCAGUGAUUCAACAAGACGAUUACAACUUGUUCUGAGUGAGCUUUUAUUUAUUUCCUCACAGUUACAUGAACAACAGCAGAAAGGGCAGCAAUCAUUGACCUCUUUAGAUGGAACGAGUGGUGGUGCUUGCAUAACUCCAUUAAGGCAUUCUGACCUUUUUGACAAUGCAGUGUACAUGGAAGAAAUUUGCGAUGUUAUUUGUAUUGCUUUAGCUGAAUUGCCUGCAGUAUUGAAUCUCACAGAAGUGGUAGAGACAUUGUUACAUGUCAAACAUGGACCUUAUAUUAUCUGUUGGGUUGUUGCCAAUUCUCCUGAUUGUUUUCGUGAAGUGUGUACGAGUUUGAUUUCAAAUGCUGAACGGCAAGAGGAAGAAACUGCUGUAGGCCGUGUACGAAUGCAGGCUCUCACUCUCCUAUGUCAAAUGAAUCCAGUUCAAGCGUUGGCUGUUCGUGCUAAAUGUGUUGAGCUGUGUCGCAUGCCUGCCCUGGCGAUUGCUUUGAGUCUAGAACAUUCUGGACAAACUGUUGGGGCAGACCCAGAGGGCGAUAUGGUUGCCUUUGUGUCUGGUCUUUUGUUAGGGAGUGACCAGCAGGUACGCAACUGGUUUGCCAUGUUUGUUCGGAAUGGCCAAAAGCGUAAAGGAGAAUCUCAAGCUGCUCUAAAUUUGCUGAGAGAUGAACUUCUGCGUCGGUUGCAAGCUGUUGUCCUGUAUUCAAUGGACCAACGCUUGCCAGACUCGUGUGUGGUGCAGGCAUCAGCUCUCCUGAGGUUGUACUGUGCAUUAAGAGGAAUUGCAGGAAUCAAAUUUCAGGAGGAAGAAGUGUCUCUGGUAGUACAGCUCCUUACAUCUCAUCCACCGCCUUCCCCAGCGGGUGUACGAUUUGUCUCUUUGGGUUUAUGCAUGCUCAUUGCAUGCCCUUCUCUUAUUUCAUUACCUGAACAUGAAAGACGCAGCAUUGAAUGGGUGCAAUGGUUGGUGCGUGAAGAGGCAUAUUUUGAAAGUGCUAGUGGUGUAACUGCUUCAUUUGGAGAAAUGUUACUUCUUAUGGCCAUUCACUUCCACAGUAACCAGUUGAGUGCUAUUUGUGAACUAGUGUGUUCCACCUUGGGCAUGAAAGUUCCUAUUAGGCCCAAUAACAUGACACGGAUGAAGCAUAUUUUUACUCAAGAUAUCUUUACUGAACAGGUUGUGACAUCCCAUGCAGUUAAAGUUCCAGUGACAGCAAAUUUGAAUGCCAAUAUAACUGGAUUUCUACCUGUCCAUUGUAUUCAUCAGUUGCUGAAGAGCAGAGCAUUUACAAAACACAGAGUGCCUAUCAAAAGCUGGAUUUAUAGGCAGAUUUGUAGUAGUGUACCACCACUUCAUCCUGUUCUUCCUGCUCUGAUUGAAGUGUAUGUGAACUCUAUUUUGGUACCAAGUCCAAAAGCACCUCAGGAGCACACCAACAAACCUCUUGAUGAAGAGGAAAUUCGACGAGUUUUUGAAGUUUCUACAGCAUUUGGAGGCAUGGUAGAAACAAGAAGGAUAAAGUCUGAAACUGUGUCAAUAAAUAUGGAUGUGGAUGAGAUGCCAGGAUCUAGUGCAACAUCAGAAAGCUCCUCUCUGGUAACUCAGCUCCUCUUGCUUUACUAUCUGCUUCUUUAUGAGGAUGUACGACUGGCAAGUGCCCACAGCACAGCUGCUGCAGGACGUGUUGUUAAAAGCUACACUCCGGAGUUUCUUUCUGAACUUCCUAUUCGGUACUUGCUGCAACAAGCUAGGCGUGACCAGCAAAGUUAUGCAGGCUUGUUUUCACCAUUGCUUCGUCUCUUAGCCACACACUUUCCCCAUUUGUGCCUUGUGGAAGACUGGCUGGAUGAAGAGGAGGCAUCUGAGCUUAUUACUCAAGUUGAAAUAAGAGACAAGCUAUCUACAUCAGAUUCCAACAUUAAUGAUGUAUUAAGUCAGAUUCCACAGUGCCCUUCUCGAGCUGUGAGAUUGUUGAGACAGUUAAUUGCCAUGCCUCCUACUGAUGUUUGGCCACACGCGUCUGCUAUUAUUCAGCACUUACCUGCUCUGUUGGAUAAUCGCGUGCCUCGGUGUGCACCUGUAUUAAGUGUUGUUUUGAGGGUUCUGCAAGCAUCCCUGGCUGCUUCUCGCUGCCAACUGGCACGCCACUUGCAGGACCGACCUGAGCCGUCUCGCACUCUUCAGGGUGGCCCUGCGCUCCCUCCACCUAGUGAGGGGGAACGGGAGGAGCUGCGAGCAGCUCUGGUGUGGGCACAGGACUCUUUGGCAUUGCAGAUUCUCUUAGAGACAUGCCUUGCCAGCGGUGAUGAUAAAGCUAACCCAGGGCAAAGGUGGGCAUUGCAAGAGGUGCGCAGCCUGGUGUGUUCCCAUCUUCACCAAGUGUUUAUUGCAGAUCCUAGUUUGGCAAAACUAGUGCAUUUUCAAGGCUAUCCUCGAGAAUUACUGCCAGUUAUGGUUCGAGGUGUUCCAUCAAUGCACAUCUGCUUGGACUUCUUGCCAGAGCUUUUGGGACAGCCCUGCCUCGACAAACAGGCAUUUGCUGUGGAUUUGGUAUCGCAUUUAUCAGUUCAAUAUGCUUUGCCAAAAUCAUUAAGUGUGGCACGACUUGCAGUGAAUACAUUAUCAACACUACUGGGAGUAUUGCCUAGUGCCAGCAGAGCCAAAUUAUUUGGACCAUCUCUUCCUGCUCUUGUUCGAAUAUGUGAAGCAUUCCCACCCCUCACAGAGGACGUUGUUUCGCUCUUGAUGCAGUUGGGACGCGUGUGUGUAUCAGAGACAUCGCUCACUGGAGCAAUGCAGAUUGGCGACUCAAGUGCAACUACUGAUAGAGAAGAUAAAGAAACUGCUGAUACAAAUUUGGCACUCUGCCGUUUGGUUGAAGACACAUUUCUUGAUAUCCUUAGUAAAGCUGUGCUUAGAAAUAAAAUUUACUGACAACUACCUGCUAGAAAAUCUCAGUGAUGUGUUGUACUUCAUAAAGUACAUGGAGGAAAAGAUGCCUGUAUUUGCAAAGGCUAGAAAACAAUUUCAAUGUGAUGAAAUUAAUUUUUGUUCUUUUGUACAAUUUACCACUUGUUAAAUGUGUGUUGUAUGUAUUGGAGAUAUAGAUUAUGACAAUUUCUGAAUAGUUUUCGAUAUUGUUGGUCAUGAUUGAUUGAUCUUCAAUUGUUUCAACAAAAAAUGCAAGGAGAAAGUAAAAUUUUUCUGGAUCAAGGAAUGCAUUUUUGGUAAUAUUUUCAUUUUCCUAUUUAAAGGAUUGAAAAAGACAAAAUACUCUGCAUUAGAGAAAUUUUCUAUAGACUUCCUUUAUUGUACAGACUUUCUUGUUUUAAUCAGAUGUUUUGUAGUGUAAUAUUCUUCUAAACCUGUGAAACAUAUAAUUCAAGAUGCUAAAUUAGAAUAAAUGCAACAUGAAAAAUAUAGUUUUCAAAUAUGUCUUUUACUAUUAAAAAUGCAUUCCAAAAGCAAUGUAUAAAAGUAUUGUGAACGCAAAUGUGUGUUAAAAAGUGUUGUGUGAAAAGCGGUAGUAUUUGUAAAUUGAAUGUUAUUUUAGAAAAAAAAAGUGUAAAUAUUUUGUAUAAACUGUUUCUAUUGAAGAAAGUUUACAUACCUAUUUUCUGGUAUUUUAGUUAAUAAAUGUUGAAUCUGUAUAGAUUUAACGUGAAAAAUAAAGUAAAUGUUUUGUGAUUA